Leguminivora glycinivorella is the source of this 2610-nucleotide messenger RNA. RefSeq lists its product as uncharacterized. Gene Ontology annotation, biological process: DNA integration. Lineage: Eukaryota; Metazoa; Arthropoda; Insecta; Lepidoptera; Tortricidae. The record is from RefSeq and is a predicted model, not a curated record. Gene Ontology annotation, molecular function: nucleic acid binding. The transcript has 2 exons. The coding region runs from base 628 to 2610 and encodes 660 amino acids.
UUGAAACAACACUCGGAUGGCUUGUCGUAGGUUCUAUACACACACAAAACUCUAAACAAAAGCAACCUUAUACAGUCCACUGCAAUCUAAUAAACAACAUUGAGCUUGACGCAAAACUAGACAAGUUCUUUGAACUAGAAUCGGUUCCAUCCACUCAACAAAUCCACAAUAAAGGUGAGAGUGAAUGUGAACGCAUAUUCACACAAACAACAACACGCCACCCAGAUGGUAAGUUUGUUGUCACAAUACCCCUAAAGGAAUCCCCUGAAUGUUUGGGCGAUUCAAAAACACAAGCAUUACUCAGAUUUCAAGCACUAGAGCGUAAAUUCAAGCGCAACCCAGAAUACAAAUAAAAAUACAUUGAAUUCAUCGAAGAAUACCUAAGGUUAGGUCACAUGUCAGAAAACACUAACAUACAUACAAACGAAAUUUCAUAUUUUCUGCCUCACUUUGCAAUUUUGCGUGAGUCUAGUCUCACUUCACGCUUGCGCACUGUUUUUGACGGCUCUGCAGUUUCUAGCUCAGGAAAAUCGUUUAAUGACAUACAACUCGUUGGGCCGACUGUACAGGAUGACUUGCUGAGCAUAUUAAUUCGAUUCCGACAGCACAAGUUUGUAGUAACUUCAGAUGUCCAGAAAAUGUACAGACAAAUCUGAUGAACUGCUGUUCUCUGUAACUGACACUUUAAAACAAAAACCCAUAAACAAACGUAGUAUUUUAUCCACCAUUGCCACUAUUUUUGAUCCAUUAGGACUUAUAAACCCUUGUUUAUUGCCAGCCAAGAUAAUUCUACAGUCGUUGUGGGCUAAAAACAUUUCUUGGGAAAGCCAAUUACCCGACGAAAUAGAGAGCCAGUGGAACAAUUUUGCUAAACAAAUACCUGAAAUAGUCCAAAUUCGCAUCCCGCGGAGAAUAUUAUGUGAUUUUUACGUCAAGGUCGAAAUGCACGCUUUUAGCGAUGCUAGUAACAAAGCUUAUGCAUCAUGCAUAUAUAUACGCUCAAUUUCCAAUGCAGGAAAAGUAAAUGUUCACCUAAUACUAGCCAAAAGCAAAAUUGCUCCACUGAAACAGAAAUUAAGUACCCCACGAUUGGAAUUAUUAGGAGGCCUUUUGUCAACCCAACUAGCAAAAAAAGUGAAAAAUUCACUGCGCCUAACAAUUGACUCACAUCAUUUUUGGUCUGAUUCAACUAUAGUUUUGUGCUGGAUAAAAACAUGUAAACAUCAAUUAAAACAAUUCGUCCACAAUAGGGUCACAGAAAUAACUAACAACUCUAACCCCACUGAUUGGCACUAUGUACCCACAAACAUGAAUCCUGCCGACAUAGGCAGCCGGGGUCAGAGUGCAUCUAGCCUCAAGGAUUCAUCCUUGUGGUGGGAAGGACCGACCUUCCUCCACGAAACCGAAAUACAAUGGCCUACUCAGCCUCAAAACUUACCUUUGCACGAUUUGCCUGAAGUCAAAACACAUUGUCUUGUUUCAAUUAAAGAACAACGUGAGGAUAAUUUCACUUCUAAAUAUUCAAACUUUUGUAAACUGCAAAGAAUUAUAGCAUACAUGAAUAGAUUCGUUCAUAACUGUAGAAAUGAAACAAGUAAAAGCACUGGCCCAUUAAAAGUGUCUGAACUAAAUUUAGCUUUACAAAUGUUAUGUCACCAAGUGCAGGCUGACAAAUUCGCUGAGCAACUCUCGCGUUUGCAAAAGAAAUGCCCGCUCUCUCCUAAAGACACACUUUUGAAAUAUAACCCAUUCGUAGAUGAUUUUGGAAUUAUGCGAGUAGGCGGUAGACUUGUAAAUUCAUAUUACGAUUAUAACACAAAACACCCUAUUCUAUUACAUGCAUCACAUCACAUCACUAAAAUAUUGGUACACUACUACCAUCGAAUGUUGUUGCACACUGGACCGCAGCUGAUGCUAACAACAUUACGCCACAGGUAUUGGAUAAUUAACGGCCGUAACCUUUGCAGAAAAACCUCACAAAGCUGCAUUACAUGUUUAAGAUAUGCAGGGAAAACUCAUCAACCUAUUAUGGGAAACUUGCCGCUGCAAAGGGUACAGUCUGAAUAUGUAUUUGCUAACACAUCUUGCGACUACGCUGGGCCGAUCCUGAUAGCGAGCAAAAAGGGUCGUGGUUGUCAAUUAAAAAAAUCAUACAUAGUGGUUUUUGUCUGCUUAGCAGUGAGGGCGGUACACUUGGAGCUCGUCACUGAUUUGACCGCAAUGGGCUUUAUUGCCGCUCUAAACAGAUUCAUAGCCCGCAGAGGCAAACCAGCCACCAUUUUGUCAGAUAAUGGUACUUGCUUCGUAGGGGCUUGCAACGAAUUAGCGAAGUUCCUCAAAAAUAAUUCUGAUGAAAUAACAUCAUAUUCAGCUGCUAAGGAAAUAGAAUUUAAAUUUUGUCCUGCUUAUAGCCCGCAUUUUAAUGGUUUGGCAGAGGGAGCCGUAAAGCAGGUAAAAUAUCAUUUAAAACGAGUUACCUCAAUGGCCCACUUAGAUUAUGAAGAAAUGGUAACAUUUUUGGUUCAAUGUGAAGCUUUGCUUAAUUCUAGACCUUUGCAAUUUCAUCUGAUCCGUCAGAUCUCACUCCUCUCACCCCUGCGCAUUUUUUGA